AUGGAGUACAGUUUGAGAAAACAUAUUCAGGCGGUGAGCGUAUUCCAGUGGGUGCUGACAUUCCUACUAAUGGGAAUCUCUUUCACCAUUAUUCUCCUGUAUUUGAUGUUCACUUCAUACUGGCUGAUAUCUGUGACCUACUUCACCUGGUUAAUAGUCGACUGGAGCACUCCUGAACGAGGUGGUCGCAGAUUUCAGUGCGUGAGAAGAUGGACAGUUUGGCAGUAUUUCCGUGAUUACUUCCCUAUAAAGCUAGUGCAAUCCACUCCUCUCAGCCCAGACAGAAAUUAUGUCCUUGGUUGUCAUCCCCAUGGGAUUUUAUCAGCUGCUAACUUCUGUAAUUUCUCUACUGAGGCUAAUGACAUCUCACUCCGUAAUCCAGGGGUCAAGCCCUGGUUGGGUAUUCUAGCUGGACUAUUCAGGCUACCAGUUUACCGUGAAUAUAUUAUGUCUGCAGGUAUGGCUCCUGUAAGUAAGGACAGUCUCCAGUAUCUACUCUCACGUUGUGGUACAGGAAAUGCAGUGUUUAUAGUUGUGGGUGGAGCAGCAGAGUCCUUGCAGAGUGCUCCUGGUGAGCACAUAUUAACGCUGAGCGGGAGAAGAGGCUUUGUCAAGUUGGCGCUAGAGCAUGGGGCAGACUUGGUUCCAGUUUAUGCCUUUGGAGAAAAUGACAUAUUUGAUCAGGUUCGUUUGCCCCCAGACUCCUGGGGCUGGAAACUGCAACUGCUAUUUCAGAAGCACGUGGGAUUUGCUCCCUGCCUAUUCAAAGGAAGAGGGGUGUUCAGUGAUAGCUGGGGCAUUAACCCUUUUUCCAAGCCCCUCACUAGUGUGGUGGGACGACCUAUCCGUGUACCUCAUUGUCCUGUCCCCUCGGAAGAAGAAGUUUCUCACUAUCACUCUCUCUAUAUCCAGGGGUUAAAACAACUAUUUGAGGAGUAUAAAGUCUCCUGUGGACUCUCAGAAAAUGCCACUCUUCAAAUUAUCUAA
Bombina bombina (fire-bellied toad) is the source of this 987-nucleotide messenger RNA. Its product is annotated as diacylglycerol O-acyltransferase 2. The record is from RefSeq and is a predicted model, not a curated record. The transcript is spliced from 7 exons. Gene Ontology annotation, cellular component: endoplasmic reticulum membrane. Lineage: Eukaryota; Metazoa; Chordata; Amphibia; Anura; Bombinatoridae. Bases 1 to 987 code for a protein of 328 amino acids. Gene Ontology annotation, molecular function: diacylglycerol O-acyltransferase activity. Gene Ontology annotation, biological process: triglyceride biosynthetic process.